AUGCUCCAGGCUGUGUGCUGUAGUAAAACAGGUGUCCAGCGGUCGCUCCGGUCCCCGCAGCAAAAACAACGAGAGAUUCCCCCCAGAAUAACGUCAAAUAACGUCAAAAAGCUUCAACUCCCAGGCGCGCGAUCCGGCUCCGUGUCCGACUGGAGUGCGUUGAUCAGCGGCAUGGUCACAGGCGUCAGCAGCCCCCCCGUAGGGCGCGUGUCCAAGCGCGUGUCCAAGCGCGUGCGGGCGCAGACGGGGACGCGCUUCUACCGCACUGCCGCACCACAGGCUGACGCUACGGCGAGCCAAGGUUAG
Messenger RNA from Knipowitschia caucasica, 306 nucleotides. NCBI's taxonomy places the organism in Eukaryota, Metazoa, Chordata, Actinopteri, Gobiiformes, Gobiidae. The record is from the annotation of a GenBank genome assembly.